AUGAACAGAGCUGCAGGACUCCUCCAAGGUACCAGAAGGCUAACCGCCUUUACCGAAGUACGUGCUGUUCACGUUCCGAACGAGGAAUCCAUACACAUUGAGAAACACAAAGAUACAGGCUUCGUCGGAAUGAUAAAGAAGCAGGUGAACAAAAUAGGAAACGACAGAACCCAUGCCCUAUAUGGCGACUAUCCAGCUGGAAAUGUAAGUCAUAUCGUACCCUUGAAAUCUGAAAAGAUUUUUCUGCUUGGUUGCAGGUGGGUCGUCCCAAAGGACAGGAAUACCAGCAGCAUGAGAGGACCAGAAUAGGC
Cylicostephanus goldi is the source of this 311-nucleotide messenger RNA. The record is from the annotation of a GenBank genome assembly. NCBI's taxonomy places the organism in Eukaryota, Metazoa, Nematoda, Chromadorea, Rhabditida, Strongylidae.